CCCCCUCAUUUUGUUUCUUAAACCCUACUCAGAAGCCAUUAGAGUUUUACACUUUUACUCCCACCAGAACCCUAAACACGAUGAUGAGCUUAAUCCUUAAGAGGUCAACCUCACUGGCCUCCAAGAGGGCUUUCGCCGCCGCCUUGACCUCCGUCGAGGCUCUUCUGCAAAACCACUCUGCCUCCGUCUCAUCUGCGUCAGCAGUCGUUGUUCCUGGUGAGACUGAAUCGUCUUCGGGAUUCAGUUCACUUGUUGGCCCCUUUAGAAGGGGAUUUCAUGUGAAAUCCGGGCCGUUGAAUUUCAGGGCUUCGGCCGUGGCACAGGCGGAGUAUGCUGUAGCAGCAGAUUAUGGAGACUAUGAAGAGAAGAGCGGGACUACUGUUGGGGAUGCUGAGGAUGGGCUUGAGAUUGCAAAACUUGGGAUAUCUGGACAUAUCGUGUCUGCUUUGGCAGGGAGGGGUAUCACCAAAUUGUUUCCUAUUCAGAAAGCUGUGUUGGAGCCAGCAAUGCAAGGGCGUGACAUGUUCGGUCGAGCUAGAACAGGAACAGGGAAAACUCUUGCUUUUGGGAUUCCCAUCUUGGAUAAAAUCAUUGAGUUCAACAAAAAGCACGGAAAAGGAAGAAAUCCUUUGGCCUUAGUUAUGGCACCGACUAGAGAACUUGCACGACAAGUUGAGAACGAAUUCCAAGAAUCAGCACCAGAAUUGGAUACAAUAUGUGUUUAUGGCGGCACACCCAUAUCAAGUCAAAUAAGGCAGCUUGACUAUGGCGUUGAUAUAGCUGUUGGAACACCUGGUCGUGUCGUGGAUUUGAUGAAGCGAGGUGCUUUAAAUCUCUCAGAGAUUCAGUUUAUUGUUCUUGAUGAAGCUGAUCAAAUGCUUAGCGUGGGCUUUGCCGAAGAUGUUGAUGUAAUCAUGGAGAAAUUGCCGCGUAAACGUCAGACCAUGAUGUUCUCCGCAACAAGGCCAACUUGGAUAAGAGAGCUCGUCAAGAAGCACAUGAAUAAUCCUAUAACCAUUGAUCUUGUGGGAGAAUCUGACCAGAAGCUGGCAGAUGGGAUAACCCUUUAUUCAAUUCCUUCAGAUACAUAUGGAAAAGCUUCUAUUAUCUCUCCUCUUAUAACGGAACAUGCAAAAGGAGGGAAGUGCAUUGUUUUCACUCAAACCAAACGUGACGCUGAUCGUUUGGCAUAUGCUAUGGCAAGGAACUUGAAAUGUGAGGCUCUGCAUGGGGAUAUUUCCCAAAGUCAAAGGGAAAGGACUCUCUCAGGCUUCAGGGAAGGGCAUUUUAAUGUAUUAGUUGCUACUGAUGUUGCUUCUCGUGGCCUUGAUAUACCAAAUGUUGAUCUGGUAAUCCAUUAUGAGCUACCAAACACUUCAGAGACUUUCGUUCAUCGAUCCGGUCGUACAGGUCGUGCUGGGAAGAAAGGAACUGUGAUUUUGAUUUACACACAGGAUCAAACCAGGGCUGUCAAGGUUAUUGAACGUGACGUUGGAUGCAGAUUUACAGAGCUCCCUAAGAUCGCUGUGGAGGGUGGAGACAUGUUCAGUGGCAUGGCUUCUGGUGGUCGAUUUGGAGACACAGGUUUUGGACGUGCUGGUAGUCGAGGGGAUUAUGGAGCUGGUCGUUCUGGAGGAAGCAGGAGUCCUGGGUUUGGUCGCUCUGAUGGAUACGGUGGUUCAUUUUCCAGCUCAAGGGAUGGAUUUGGAGGAUCUGGCUCUGGGCGUUUUGGUUCUGGUGGUUACCGUUCUGCAGAUCGUGGUUCUGGGGAGUUUGGUAGAUUAGACCGUUCCAGUGGUUUUGGGGACUUUGGUUCAGGUCGUCCUAGUGGAUUUGGUGGCAAUCAGUCAAGCCGAAGUUCUAGUGGUUUUGGGAACUUUGGUUCAGGUCGUUCUAGUGGAUUUGGUGGCAAUCAGUCAAGCCGAGGUUAUAGUGGUUUUGGUGAAUUUGGUUCAGGACGUUCUGGUGGAUAUGGUGAUAAUCAAUCAACCCAAAGCAGUGGUGUUUUUGGCACUUUCAAUUCUAGUCAAUUUGGUGGCCGCUCUGUUGACAACAGGAUUGCUUAUGAUUAAACACACUUGAGAAGGCCACUGUCUUCAUAGUUUGUGGUGAGAAGGAAAUGUAUAACUUAUGCCUGGACAAAAUGGUUAACGAGAAACGAUGAGCCUGGAUAAUACAUCUAGUUUGCUGGAUGGGCUGCAAGGCAGGAUGGGUUUCUGUUGCUCGGAGAGUACUUGAUGCCUUAUUGUUCUUGGACAUUUAGGUUAUAAUAUUAUCGAAGAAUAAUUUUAUUAAUCUAGUUCGUGAUGUAUAAAGUUUAGGAAAAAUAGUAUGCUGCUUUAGUAUUAUUUUCCUUUUAUUUUGUUACCCCCACCUCCUCCCCUCUUAAUUUUUGGUUCAAAAAUGAGUACUCUCAAUUUCUAAGAAUGUGUCAGCUUUCUUGUAUUCACCAUUCAAUGCAAGGGGGAAUGUUUUGGUAAGUUGGAUGUUUGCCGGUAUAGGGCAUCAUAAAGAUGGUGAAAAACUGUGUAGUGUUAAGAUUCAUAUACUGCAUUGAGUUUCCUAUUGUGACUCA
Messenger RNA from Tripterygium wilfordii, 2575 nucleotides. RefSeq names its product DEAD-box ATP-dependent RNA helicase 53, mitochondrial-like. The record is from RefSeq and is a predicted model, not a curated record. Gene Ontology annotation, molecular function: ATP binding; nucleic acid binding. The transcript has 8 exons. The coding region runs from base 81 to 2072 and encodes 663 amino acids. Lineage: Eukaryota; Viridiplantae; Streptophyta; Magnoliopsida; Celastrales; Celastraceae.